AUGCCAAAAUUCAGAACUCCCCGCCGCCAAGACCCUGACCGGGAAAACUUUUACACAGGCAGAGUUUUUGGUGAAAAUAUAUCCGAUGUUAAAUUACACAUAGAUGAAGGAGUUAUUACAGGAAUAAUUCACACACCAGAUGAAACUUACCAUAUUGAGCCCUCGUGGCGCCAUCUACCGGACCAGAAGGACGGCACCAUGAUCAGCUACCGCUCCUCCGAUAUCCGCUUCAGCUGGGCGCAGGGCGACGGCAGCAGACCUAGGGUGUGCGGAUACGUGAAAGAGGGGCGAGAAUUAGAGGAAGACGAGGACACAAUCAACAGCGACCUGGAGGCGGAACACGAGCGCCUGGAGAAGCAGAAGUAUCUAGAAGGCUCUAGAAGCGCGUCGGAGGGCGAACGAAAGCGGCCAAAGAGGCAGAGCGAUUACGAAUACACGCCGACCAAGACCAGGUGUCCACUCCUGCUGGUGGCAGAUUACCGCUUCUUCCAAGAGAUGGGCGCCAGCAACACGAAGACUACGAUCAGCUACCUGAUAAGCUUGAUCGACCGCGUCCACAAAAUCUACAAUGACACCGUAUGGCAAGACAGACAGGAUAUGGACGGCUUCAAGGGUAUGGGGUUCGUGAUCAAGAAGAUCCUGGUGCAUUCAGAACCGACACGAGUCAGGGGCGGCGAGGCGCACUACAACAUGGUGCGCGAGAAGUGGGACGUGCGAAAUCUUCUCGAGGUUUUCAGCCGGGAAUACUCGCACAAGGAUUUCUGCCUCGCGCACCUCUUCACCGACCUGAAGUUCGAGGGUGGCAUCCUGGGACUGGCCUAUGUCGGCUCCCCCAGGAGGAACUCCGUGGGCGGGAUCUGCACCCCCGCCAUUUCGCUGCGAAAUUACUUCAAGAACGGCUACACGCUGUACCUGAACUCGGGGCUGAGCUCGUCGCGCAACCACUACGGGCAGCGGGUGAUCACCCGCGAGGCGGACCUGGUCACCGCGCACGAGUUCGGCCACAACUGGGGCUCGGAGCACGACCCCGACGUGGCCGAGUGCUCGCCCACCGCCAGCCAGGGCGGCUCCUACCUCAUGUACACGUACAGCGUCAGCGGGUACGACGUCAACAACAAGCGCUUCUCGCCGUGCAGCCUGCGGUCGAUCAGGAAGGUGCUGCAGGCCAAGUCGGGGCGGUGCUUCUCCGAGCCGGAGGAGAGCUUCUGCGGCAACCUGAGGGUCGAGGGCGGCGAGGAGUGCGACGCCGGCCUCUUAGGCACAGAGGACAACGACAUGUGUUGCGAUAAGAACUGCAAACUUAGAAAGAACCAAGGUGCCGUCUGCAGCGACAAGAACUCCCCAUGCUGCGCGGGCUGCGUUUUCGCCGCGGCGGGCGUGGUCUGCCGCGAGCCGGCGCACUCCGCAUGCGAAGGGGAGGCCACUUGCAACGGCGCCACGGCCGACUGCCCUAAAGCACCAGCCAUAGCGGACGAGCACGAGUGCGCCGAGAGGGGACGCUGCCGGAACGGCUCUUGCGUGCCCUACUGCGAAACGCAGGGGAUGCACAGCUGCAUGUGUGACAUAGUUGCGGACGCGUGCAAGCGUUGCUGUAGAAAAAGCCUAAACAAGACUUGCUUCCCGGUUGCGCACAACGAUAUAUUGCCCGACGGUACGCCCUGUAUACAAGGCUUCUGCAACAAGGGCGUCUGCGAGAAGACCAUACAGGACGUGGUGGAGCGCAUCUGGAACAUAAUCGAGGACAUAAACAUAAACAACGUGCUGGGCUUCCUGCGAGACAACAUCGUGGGUGUGGUGGUGCUGGUCACCGCUCUGGUCUGGAUACCGGCCAGUUGCGUGAUCAGCUACGUGGACAGGCGUAGGCAGCGGCAGCACCAGAAGUACCUCGAGUGGGAGAGACAGCACGACCUAGUCCAUCCCUCUUCCCCACGGAAGAUCAUCCACACCAGAUUGCCGAAACAGAAACCAUCCGGCUUGAAGAAUAUAAUACAAGGCACAAGUCAACUG
Molecule: messenger RNA, 2007 nt
Organism: Iphiclides podalirius (scarce swallowtail)
Lineage: Eukaryota; Metazoa; Arthropoda; Insecta; Lepidoptera; Papilionidae
Source: the annotation of a GenBank genome assembly